Messenger RNA from Musa acuminata AAA Group (dessert banana), 1502 nucleotides. Its product is annotated as mitotic checkpoint protein BUB3.2. Gene Ontology annotation, cellular component: kinetochore; bub1-bub3 complex; nucleoplasm. The coding region runs from base 166 to 1194 and encodes 342 amino acids. Gene Ontology annotation, biological process: mitotic spindle assembly checkpoint signaling. Gene Ontology annotation, molecular function: ubiquitin binding. The record is from RefSeq and is a predicted model, not a curated record. NCBI's taxonomy places the organism in Eukaryota, Viridiplantae, Streptophyta, Magnoliopsida, Zingiberales, Musaceae. The transcript is spliced from 9 exons.
UUGAAAUGACACCGACCGCGCUGGUUUUGAAUUCGCUGCCCGCAAACUCUGAUUGCUAAUCGCUCCGUCCAUUUUCAUUCGCCCCUUUUCUCCUUUCGCCAUCAGAUCGCGGUUUGCUUCCGCCGCUCGUCAAACCCCUGACCCUCUCUCCGAUUUCCGGCCGCUAUGAGCGCCGCCACUCUUCCGGCCACCGGCGGGAGGGAGCUCUCCGACCCACCCUCCGAUGGCAUCUCCAACCUCCGCUUCUCCAACCACAGCGACCUCCUCCUCGUCUCGUCGUGGGACAGGAGUCUUCGUCUUUACGAUGCCGGCGCGGACGCUCUCAAGGGGGAGUUCGCGCAUGUUGGCCCUGUCCUCGAUUGCUGCUUCCAUGAUGAUUCAUCGGGCUUUAGUGCCUGUGCCGACCAUAUGGUCAGAAGGUUUGUCUUUGGUUCUGGCAAGGAGGAUAUUUUAGGACGCCAUGAUGCUCCUGUCCGUUGUGUUGAAUACUCUUAUGCAACAGGCCAAGUAAUUACUGGAAGUUGGGACAAGACACUGAAAUGCUGGGAUCCUAGAGGUGCAAGCGGCCCAGACCAUGCACUUGUUGGGACAUAUCCACAACCUGAACGAGUGUAUUCUCUUUCCUUAGUUGGUCAUCGUUUAGUAGUUGCUACUGCAGGAAGGCAUGUGAAUGUCUAUGAUUUGCGCAAUAUGUCUCAACCAGAACAACGAAGGGAAUCAUCAUUAAAAUAUCAAACUAGAUGUGUUCGUUGCUAUCCCAAUGGCACAGGUUUUGCUCUUAGUUCUGUCGAAGGUCGAGUAGCUAUGGAGUUUUUCGAUCUAUCAGAGGCUGCUCAAGCGAAGAAGUAUGCGUUCAAGUGCCACCGUAAAUCGGAGGCUGGGAGGGACACUGUUUAUCCUGUCAAUGCAAUUGCGUUCCAUCCAAUCUAUGGGACAUUUGCUACUGGAGGUUGUGAUGGUUACGUUAAUGUGUGGGAUGGCAACAAUAAGAAAAGACUUUAUCAGUAUUCAAAAUACCCGACAAGCAUUGCUGCAUUAUCCUUCAGCAGAGAUGGCCGUCAGCUUGCUGUGGCAUCUAGCUACACAUUUGAGGAGGGUGACACACUUCAUGAGCCUGAUACCAUCUUUGUCCGGAAUGUAAAUGAAGUAGAAGUCAAGCCAAAGCCCAAGGCUUUACCUGCACCACCUCCAUAACUAUAGUUCUUGCAGCAAGGAAAUUGCACCUUGAAUGGAUAUUUGGAGUGAUGGUUCUGCCUGCGUCAGCUGCUGUCCUUUGAAUGGUUACUAAGCUACUAUGAAUACGAAAAAUCUUGUAAGGAAACCAAAACUUGUGAUUUCUUUCUUUUCUUUUCUUUUCUUUUUUUCUUCAGGCAGUGUUCUAGAGACCAUUUUCCUUGAUCAUCUUGUUGUAGCUAUCUGGAUAAUGAUUGUCAUUAUGUUGCUGGUUUUGAUCCAAUGUUUCACCGUCAAUGAAGUAUGGUCUUCAUUGCUGUUGUUGUUAA